This is a messenger RNA of Oxyura jamaicensis (ruddy duck), 1151 nucleotides long. RefSeq names its product zinc finger protein 22-like. The transcript is spliced from 3 exons. NCBI's taxonomy places the organism in Eukaryota, Metazoa, Chordata, Aves, Anseriformes, Anatidae. The record is from RefSeq and is a predicted model, not a curated record. Bases 70 to 954 code for a protein of 294 amino acids.
GCCGUGUCCCCGGGGCCAAGUGCGGAGCCGCUGACGUCCCCAGAGCCGAGGCCCCCCCCGUUUGCCCCCAUGGAGCAGGACGAGCCCUGCGUGGUGGAGCUCCACGACUCGGACGAGGCGGGCAUGGUGCGGAGGGUCUACAUUGCUGAUGAUGGCAUCGUGAGCGACUGCGAGGACGAGGUGCUGCCACACGAGAUCAUCCAGACCGUCAUCCCCCACAGCCCCCUGGCCUCCAAGGGCAAGACGCGGGGGGCGGCACGGGGCCGGGGGGCCAGCGCCAGCUCAGCGGCAGGGGGCUACAGCGAGGAGGAGCAGGAGGGCAGCAGGGGGCGGCUGCGGGGGGGGCGGCAACGCCCUUUUAUCUGCAACGAGUGUGGGAAGAGCUUCAGCCACUGGUCCAAGCUGCUGCGGCACCAGCGGACUCACACCGGGGAGCGGCCAAGCACAUGCGGGGAGUGCGGGAAGAGCUUCAGCCAGAACUCACACCUGGUGCAGCACCGCCGCACGCACACCGGGGAGAAGCCGUACCGCUGCGGGGACUGCGGGAAGAGCUUCAGCUGGAGCUCCAACCUGAUCCAGCACCAGCGCAUCCACACCGGGGAGAAGCCCUACACCUGCGGGCAGUGUGGGAAGAGCUUCACGCAGAGCAAGAACCUCAUCAAGCACCAGCGCACCCACUCAGGUGCCCGGCCCCACCGCUGCGGGCAGUGCGGCCGCGGCUUCGCCCAAAGCACCAACCUGCUGAAGCACCAGCGGGUGCACGCCGCCCGCAGCCAGCCCCUGGCCUGCCCUGAGUGUGGGCAGAGCUGCCGCGAUGGCACUGAGCUGGAGCGGCACCGGGCGCAGGCACACAGCCAUGAGCCCUACAUCUGUGUGGAGUGCGGGGAGAGCUUUGCCAAGAGCGCCACGCUCAACCGUCACAAGCGCGUGCACAAGCCUCUCUUUGUGCGCUGAGCCAGGGCACAGGCAGGUGGGUAGAUGGAUGGACUGUGCUGCCUGUGCCACAGGGCAUGGGCCCACAAUGUCCUUGGCAAAGGGCUGGAGCCUGCGGUUGUACAUAGUGUGGGGCUGGGGGGAGGUGAGGGCAGAAGCCGCCACCGAGGCGAGGGGCCAGGGCAUGGCUGUAGAAUAAAGUACUUCUGUUGGGGGAA